AUGACGAGCUACUUCAGAGGGCAGCGGCAGGAGGUUUCUGCCGACGCCUCCCGGCCCGGUUAUCGGAGGGACAAGGGCGGGCGCAAGCGGCUGACGGCGCAGAAGAGGAAGGAGAUCAAGGAGGCCUUCGAUCUCUUCGACACCGAUGGCUCCGGCACCAUUGAUGCAAGGGAGCUCAACGUUGCAAUGAGAGCGCUGGGGUUUGAGAUGACGCCGGAGCAGAUCCAGCAGAUGAUCGCGGAGGUGGACAAGGACGGCAGCGGGACCAUCGACCUGGACGAGUUCAUACACAUGAUGACGGACAAGAUGGGAGAGAGGGACGCCAGGGAUGAGCUCCACAAGGCCUUCCGGAUCAUCGACCAGGACGCCAACGUACGGGAAGAUAUCGGACAUGGACAUCCAGCGGCUGGCCAUCGAGGCCGGCGAGCACUUCACGCUCGACGAGGUCAGAGAGAUGAUCCAGGCCGCCGACGAAAACGCUGGCAGUAG
Messenger RNA from Triticum turgidum subsp. durum (durum wheat), 489 nucleotides. The record is from the annotation of a GenBank genome assembly. NCBI's taxonomy places the organism in Eukaryota, Viridiplantae, Streptophyta, Magnoliopsida, Poales, Poaceae.